GAAAGAACCCCCUCUGUCUCUCUCUCUCUACUCUUUCUCUCUCUAAAUCUCUCUCUGCUCGUCCACUCACUCACUCGUUCCCCCAUUGAAUUGAAACCCAAAUCUCUCUCUCUAACUCGCUCGCAAACUCACCAUAUUAUCAAAUUUUAAUCACUCACCCAAAAAAAAACCCUCAAAUUUACCCGCCAAAAAAGCUUUAUUCUUUCUCGGUUUCUCCCUCACAAAAUUUUCGCCCUUUCAAAUCCCCCAACCCGCCCAACGGCUAAGCCUUUCCGUCCCUCUGGCCUCUCUAGGGUUUCUCUCUCGCCUUCUGUCUCUCUUUGAGCUCCCUUUCCUCUGCGCCUAAAACGGCGUCGUCUAGGGGCUCCCCUCUCCCAGCGCCUUAAUUAUGGAUCCACCCCUGAACGCCGAGCCCACUCAGCCGCCCCCGCCGGAGGUCUCAAUUGGGGAAAAGAGGCCGAUUGAGAAUGGAGGACAAGGAGAAUUGGGGACCCAGUUGAACAAGAAGCCCAGAUUGGGACCCAAUUCGGAGAAGGAUCUGAGGAGAGUGGCGGAGAUUGUGCUGGCCUUGUCAACCAUGGCCAAGAUUCGAGGGGGGAAGAAGCCCACGGAGCCGGAGAUUGGGCUUAUGGGGGAAGCUAGGUCGAAGCUGGUGGAGCUGUGUGAAGGUUUGGCGCCUAAGGAUAUAGUGGGCAGGGAUGCAAUUGGCGCUGUGAUUGAGGAUUUGGGGCUUAAUGCUAAGCUUAAGGAGCAGAGAUUAGGGUUCCGGGGUCCCAAGUUGACGAUUGCCGAGAAGUUUUCGCAGACGAAGAGGAAGAUGGAAGAAUCCAAGAAAUUCUCUGCACAAGCUCAACCUGCUGCACAUCCAUCUCUCCCAUUAAAAACAAGCUUAAAUGCAGCGGCUGAAACCCAUGGGAUGCCACAUAACGUUCAUAUGAUUCCUACAAGCAAACCAAGUCAUGCACCAAUUUCCUCAGGAGGUUUCCCUGUUUCUCCAUCUCUUUUUCAUGCAUCUACGGCAACUCCCGCACCUACACAGUAUCAGUUUCCCAACAAUGAUGUUAGAGCAUCCAUGGUGUCUAGUGGUUUUCCUAGCAGUCAUCUAGGAAGGGAUUCUUCUUCCCCAAAUGUGCCUAAAGUUGAAAGAGCACAGUUCAGAUCAGAUGGAGGACCAAAUGCAAAUGUGUCUUCUUAUGCAUUUCAAGUACAAGCAACUUCAUUUGCAAAUCAUCCACAUCCACCAGUGAAUGCUCCAGCUUGGUCAGUGCAAGCUCAAUCUGCUAAAAGUGGACCAGAACACAAGGUGCCAAACUAUACACCUGUCAAAGUUGACGGAAGUACUGGUAUCAGUAUGCAACAGAUGACUCCUGUAGCUGCGCGGAAUCAGAAUACUAAACCAUUUGUCUCUCAAUCAGCUUCUGGAAAUCUACCCGUUGUACAUCAGCCUUUGCAACAGAUGCACUUCGUUAAAACUCCCUCGCUUUCUAAUAAUCACAAUGAAAUUGCAAAAGUUAUUCAGAAAUUAUUACAACCACAGCUUCCUGAUCAUCCUCCAUGGAUUCCUCCAUCAAGGGAUUACAUGAGUAAGACUUUGACUUGCCAGAGUUGCCAGCUUACGAUCAAUGAGGUGGAUAAUGUUCUUAUUUGUGAUGCGUGUGAGAGAGGAUAUCACAUAAUGUGUGCACAGUCAUCUAACCAGAGAGGAAUUCCUAGAGGUGAGUGGCACUGCAUGAGAUGCCUGUCACUGAGCAAUGGAAAGCCUUUGCCUCCGAAGUAUGGACGUGUGAUGAGAAGUAAUAUACAAGUAAAAGUCCCUUCUAACACAGCUGGAGUUCAAACGUCCUCAGAGAAUAAACUGGAAAAUUUAGAUCCAAAGGUCAACCAGCCGAAGAUAGCUGCAAAUGGAAGUUCUGUUUUGCAGAAUACUGCUGGUAUAGGUGGUGGGGGCAGCAAUCACAUUGAGUCAGCACCAGAUCUAAGGAUUUUAACUGCAAAAGAAUCUCAACGGAAGAAUCUCGUAUCAAGCAGUAAAAAUAUGGAUGAGAAACCUCUUUCUGGAAGUUACCCGUUAAGUGAAAGAUCUGAGGAGAAAUGUUCUGAAUCAAAAUCAGACCCUCCUUCUGAACCAAAAGAAACUACUGAAUCAUCUAGAGUUGAAGAUUCUGAAUCAAUUGCAGAAUCUCCUGCUGAGUCAAAAGUGGAGCAUCCUGCUGAAUCAAAAGCGGAGCAUCCUGCUGAAUCAAAAGUAGAGCCUCCUCUUGAACCAAAAGAAACUACUGAAUCAUCUGGAGUUGAAGAGAGACCUUCUGAAUCAAAAGCAGAACCUGCUGCUGAAUCAAAAGCGGAGUGCCCUGCUGAAUCAAAAGCGGAGCCUCCUGCUGAACCAAAAGAAACUACUGGAUCAUUUAGUGUUGAAGAGAUACCUGGAUCAAAAGCAGAACCUCCUUCUGAAUCAAAAGUGGAGCUUCCUGCUGAAUCAAAAACAGAUCCUCUUGCUGAACCAAAAGAAACUACUGAAUCAUCUAGAGUUGAAGAGAGACCUUCUGAUUCAAAAGCAGAGCGUCCUGUUGAACCAAAAGAAACUACUGAAUCAUCUAGAGUUGAAGAGAUACAUUUUGAAUCAAAACCAGAAGCUUCUGCUGAAUUUUCCAACAAAGAUACUGAUAAGUCCAAUCAUUCCCAACCCCCUUCCAACACACAAGUUGUGGACGGUGCUGGGCUGCCCAACUCUUCAGAAGUUCCAUCAAUGAUAUUCCAUGACCAGAAUUCUGCAUUGGAAGACCCAGAUGCUUCUCACUCUGUAGGAAACUCUGGCUCCUCUUUGAGAUAUGACAUCAAACAAAAUGACCAAAGUGGCACAAGCAAAUACUUGUGAAAUUUCUGUAGUUAGUGGUAGGUCUCUAGAGCAUUUCGGUUUUUUUUCAGAUGGCUUGAAAGCUGUUAAAUGGAUUGGCGAUGCAGUUCAAGGUGGUGAUGAAAAAAUAUAUUAUCAUACUUGUUGCAUUGAUGGGGUAACUUAUCAACUGCGAGAUCAUGCCCUUUUCCAGUCUAGUCAUGGAAAAUUGAUACCCUCGAAGCUUCAGUCCAUGUGGGAGGAUAGAAAAACUGGGUCAAAGUGGGCUAUUGUCAACAGGUGCUACUUUCCUGGUGACUUACCAGAGAACGUUGGUCGCCCAUCUACACCUGAAAGCAAUGAGGUCUAUGAGUCUAAUCAUGAUAGCAAUGUAAUGGCUGGUUUGAUUCGUGGUCCUUGUGAAGUUCUUUCUCCUGCUAAGUUCAGUGUAGAAACUGAAAGACGGAGCCAGUUAGGACAUGAGGCAAAUAAUGAAUUACAACCACUCUUCCUGUGCAAAUGGAUUUAUGAUGAGUUUAAAGGGGUAUUGGAGCCUGUUCCCGAGUAAUCCACUUAUGCAUGUAUAUUUUUUUGGUGGUUAUUCUUCUUGGUUAUGGAAACUCGAACAUGCUCUCUUUGAUCAGGUAGCCUAGUGCAAAAAUAGGGGCAUGCUUGAGCUAAUCUGCAAGGGGAGUCUCAACAUUCAUGUAUUGUACAAUAUGUAGCUGUAGCCUUAGGAUGUAUUGUAGUCGCAAUAGCAAUUCAAGCUAUAAUCUUUCAGCCCCAAGCCCCUGCUUAGGUGCUUCAUUCUUGUUAUUGUUAUCGUGUUAGUAUUAUUAAUUAGAAAUGAACGUCUUUCUCCUCUGUUUUCUAGUAUCCUUUCGAUCUCAUUGACAAUAUCUCAUAUCUAGGACUGGCUCUACGGUUUCCCAUAAGGGCUCUCAGGUAUAUGAUACUGUCGGAUUCCGAGGGGUUGUCUAGUACUUCAGACUGUUGAAUUGCCUUUUCCUAUUUAUACCAUGUACGUUUGUUUGCCGGUGAAUUUGAAUUUUUUGUUUUGGAGAA
This is a messenger RNA of Malus domestica (apple), 3898 nucleotides long. The record is from RefSeq and is a predicted model, not a curated record. NCBI's taxonomy places the organism in Eukaryota, Viridiplantae, Streptophyta, Magnoliopsida, Rosales, Rosaceae.